Molecule: messenger RNA, 5012 nt
Organism: Polypterus senegalus (gray bichir)
Lineage: Eukaryota; Metazoa; Chordata; Cladistia; Polypteriformes; Polypteridae
Gene: rnf13
Product: ring finger protein 13
Exons: 10
Coding region: 213-1346 (377 amino acids)
Biological process (GO): protein ubiquitination; ubiquitin-dependent protein catabolic process; positive regulation of DNA-templated transcription
Cellular component (GO): cytoplasm; nucleoplasm
Molecular function (GO): ubiquitin protein ligase activity
Source: RefSeq, a predicted model, not a curated record
UUGAGAGAACGGUUUGCUUGUGGGUAGGGGGCGGCUACCAGUUAUGGAAGUAAGGGAAACGGUUUGUAAUAUGUAAAUAUUUAGUGUGGAGCGAGUGCGUUUUAGUCAGUCGACAUACUUCGUGUGUGUGGGGUUUUUUUUUUGGCUUUUUGUCAGCGUCUGUUGGUGAACUUAAGCCUCCCUUAGUGAAGGUACUGAACCACUAAUGAAGGAUGUUACUGUCUAUGGGAGUGCUUAUGAUGUCUACAUUAAAGAUCUAUAUAAUCAUGGCAGUGAAGCUGUUAUUUCUAAUUAACCUGCCAGCUGAGGCCGAUAUUUCAGCACACUCCUCUGAUAACAGAACUCAAAACUUUGAAGACUUGCCGGCAAGAUUUGGAUACAGACUUCCUAGUGAAGGAUUAAAGGGCUUCCUAGUUGGUGCCAGACCUGAGAAUGCUUGUGAACCUAUAGAUUCUCCUCCCCUCAAAGAUAACUCCACAGACACCUUCAUUGUGCUGAUAAAGCGCUUUGACUGUAACUUUGACAUUAAGGUUUUAAAUGCUCAGAAGGCUGGCUACAAAGCUGCUAUAGUCCACAAUGUGGAUUCAGAUGACUUAAUUAGCAUGGGAUCUAAUGAUCUGAAUGUGUUAAAACAAAUAGACAUUCCUUCAGUGUUCAUUGGUGGAGGAGCAGCUGCUGCUCUUAAAGAAGAGUACACCUAUGAUCAAGGUGCUUUUAUUAUACUUAAGCCUGAUUUUAGUCUGCCACUGGAAUACUACUUGAUUCCCUUUCUCAUCAUAGUUGGCAUUUGCCUUAUUCUCAUUGUUGUUUUUAUGAUUACAAAAUUUGUGCAGGAUAGGCACAGAGCCAGACGAAGUCGCCUUCGAAAAGACCAAUUAAAAAAGCUGCCUAUACAUAAAUUCAAGAAAGGAGACCUGUAUGAUGUCUGUGCCAUUUGUCUGGAUGAGUAUGAAGAAGGAGACAAGCUGAGAGUUCUACCAUGCUCCCAUGCAUACCAUUGCAAGUGUGUAGAUCCUUGGCUUACCAAAACUAAAAAGACAUGUCCCAUAUGCAAACAGAAGGUUGUGCCAUCUCAAGGAGAUUCUGAUUCUGACACAGAUGAAGCAGACAGCAGUCAUGAAGAAGCUUCAGAAAGUACUCCACUUUUAAGGUCUUUAGCCUCAACCAGUGCACAUUCAUUUGGUACAAUGGCAGGACCAAACCAGGAUGUGCUCGAGUCCUCUGAAUAUGAUGAUGAUGACGACGAUGAAAUAAAUAGUGAGACAGAAGAGGAAGUAACUGUUGAAUCUGUUGUUGUACAGCUUCAGCAAAGUGCACAUGAAAGCAAUAUGCAUAGCUUUGCUUAACUGUUGUGACCCUUCAAAGAAGCCUACCUAGAAAUGAGGUUCAGAUACUAUUUAAUGAAGCUGGAUGCACCUACUGCACUUAACCACUUAUGACUGAAUUCUUUUAAUUUAAAGCCCACAGCCGUUAGUGGUCAGUGUAUAGUAUUGUUUAGGAGUUCUGCAUCCAAGUCAACCAAAGGCGGCCAAAUUGGAAUGAUAAAAAUGCCUGGCUACAUCAUGAAACAGCCAAAGAACAUUAUGUACUAACAACAUAAUGCUGGUCUUUUACAGUUGCACUUUAAAUCGACAAGGUAAUGGUUAUUGGUUAUAUAAUAUCCACUGUGAUAAUUAAUGUCAUGUUGUGUGGAAUUUUGUGAAAUGUAAAAAUUAUGUAGGUUACUUUGGCCACCAUUAGAAAACUGCACAAUGGUCACAGGGCUAAAUAAGUUUAAAGUUGUGUGUACUGUGUAUAUAAAAUGUAAAUACAAAUUAGUAUGCAGUUGUAUCAGAAUUCCAAGCAGCUCUUGUUAGUAUAAAUCAUGUAUAAAGUAUAAAUCAUGUAUAAGAAAUCAUGUAUAAAGAAAACAUUGUAUCAGAAAUUCCAAAUAAGAGGUGUUUAAAAAGAAAAUGUGUAUAGAAUGUAUAUAUAUAUAUAUAUAUAUAUAUAUAUAUAUGCUAUAUCAUGAUUGACCUUUCAUAUCUUUUCAUUAAAAGCAGCCAGACAUGGCCCGGGCAAAAAAAACAAGAACAGGCAAGAAAACCUUAAAAUGUCAAGAGAUUAGAAGUGGUAUUUAGCCCAUGGAGCUUGUACCGAGAUCUUUUUGAUAAAACCUGUUUCAGUAAGAGUUUGCAAUAGUGAAUACUGAAAAGCACUACAAUAUUGGUAAGCACUGCUAGAUCAGCUUAACUGUAAUGACAGUAAUUUAAAUGACACCUUAAGUCAUAUCUUGGUCAGUAUGUCAUUUUGCAUACUUGAGCAUAGCUUUGCAGCUAACAAUAUGAUUAAAUUGCUGUGACUGAGCACUUUUGUUUAUGUAGUAAUGUUGCCAUUUCCCAAUUCACUUUUAUAUAAAAUGGCUAAUUGUUUGGAAAUCUACUAAAAUGUUGAAAUAAAAGAAAAAAUGGUCAUAUAAAAAAACAGUAAAUUGCAGCAUUGAAUACAUCUAUUACACACUUUUGUAAGUUUUGCCAGCCAUGCUAAUAUAUAUUUUGUGCAUCAGUUUUUUUCCCCUCUAGGUCUGACAGAAGAUGGGGGCCCAAUGCGAGCGUGUCAAAAUAAAUGCGGUGUCAGUUUGGCAACUUUUUAAAUGGAACAAUUUUUUUUCGAUACUGGUGAACUUUAUUUAAAUAACCACUGCUAACAUUAGACUGUUGAAUACAAUCACUGGAUGGUAACCAUAGUGCACCAAAAUGAGCUGCAUUUCACAUUUUAUUCAGAAAAAUUGCUUUCCCAGAAAUAAUUUUUCUUCAAUAUGUAAAUAUGCUAAUUAAAAAUAAUGUUCACAAGCAGGCAACUUCUGCUUGCUUUGCUAAAGUAGCAUUAUUCUGUUACAAUUACAGUGAACUACAAGAGGAAUAUUUUCAUAUUGUUCAAAAUAUGCCUCCAGAAAUCAGCAACAGAAAUCAGCAAUGUCAAUGAAAUCUUUCUUCUGUUACUACACAUUAAGAAAGUAAACAGAGUGCUUGUAUCAUAAAGUAUUUUUUUUUACUUUUGUAAUAGGGUCACUUUCCUUUUUUGUUUUUGGUUAGCUCUCCGAGCCUUUUCACCUUUUUGUAAUUUUCCCAAAGAUUCCAGCUGCAAAUAGUAUAUGUAAUCUGUUUUAGUACCUUUUUUUGAAAAUGCAUUUUCUAAAUGUUAAAAGUUUUCAGAAAAUAAGUGGAACUGUGUCUAUACACUUGUAGUCUAUAGAGAAGUCAUCACCCCCUUAAAAAUGUACACCUUGUGUUGACCUAAACAAGAAGAUAAGACUUGUUUACAAACUGUACUGUGAAACAUCAAAAUGAAAAUUUCUGAAAAAAUAAACAAGUAGAGUUGUGCACACCGGUAAGGUGGAAUAUGUGCCCAUUCCUCCUCCUUUUUCAAGUGCCGUCAAAAUUGCAUGGUGACCAUCGAUGAACUUACCUUAUCAAGUUAGCUCAAGGAUUGUUAAGUAGGAUUUAGGUCUGGGCUCUACUGAAGGUCCUUCACAUUCCUGCAGUUGCUUUGGGUCAGUGUCGUAUUGAAAGGUGAACCAUUUUCAAAUUCUGAUUGAGGGCUUGAGGUUUUCUUCCAAGAAUGGGCCUGUAUUUUAUGAAGAUUUUUUUUUGUGUCUCGUCUGAUUGGAUCACAGUACUUUGUCACUUGUUUAUAUAAUAUAUAAGAAGCAUUUGAGCAAAACAUGAGACGCAAUGUAGCCUUCUUCUAGAGUGAUUAUGGUAAUUGCUGUCACAUGUACACAGUGAGCGUCUAUGAAAGCCUGUAGUUCUUUUACAGUAGCCAUUCUACGUGUGUUUUGGGAGGUGUCAUGCACCCAUCAAUUCUUAAAAGAUAUUGAAUUGUACCAAUGGAUGGUCAGUUAAAGCCUUUGGAAUCUUUUUAUACCACUCUCCCCCAAACAUAAUUAAUUAAAAGCACCACCCUUCCAGCCACAGUGACUGUUAGCUUUAGAAUGCAUUCCAAGCUACUUUUAUUCCAAAAUUCAUUAAAAACUACCACAUCCCAUCACACCUGGGACGCAGUGAGCUUGUUGUGUGAUUUAGAAGGAAAUUGAUUAUCCCUUAAAUGUAAAGGAGUAUUUUUCUAUUGUACUAUUAAGUUGCUGAAUGUUAUUUUCCCAUGACUAAUGUAGGGUCACUUUGUGUAAAUAAAUGUGGCGUAUUCCUUGGAACUUCAUAACAAAGUACAAAUUUUGAUUAUUAUCAUUGAUUUAUGAAAAGGAAAAAAAAAAAAACACAAAACCACAUCCACAACUCCAAUGGUUGGAAUAAAUUUAUUUAAUCUGUCUGUAAACAAGGUGGUUUAUUGAUUUAUGGCAUUUUAUUUAAAUGCAUAUUAAAUCAGAUGAGUUAGACUGUAUCCCAGAUGUAAGAAAAUAAGUGCAGGGAAAGAAAUGAACAUAAAUCAGCAACAAGGUGUUUAUUUUUUUGUUUUUUGUUUGUUUUUUCUUUAAAAUCUGUACAUAUUCCACAAGGCCUGAACAUUUCCAGCAUAUGCUAAAAUGUCUCUAAGGAAGUGCCAUUCAAAUGACUCUUUACUGGGCAGCAGGUUAAAAUCCAUCUCACAAAAGCAACUGAUCAUCUCUACAACUUUAUGGCACAAGAUAAACAGAUUUUUUUUUUUUCUUUUUGUAAAAAGUUUUCUUGAGACAACCAGGUUUUCUUAUUCCAACCAAUACCGUCUCCCAUUGAUUUAGUGUAUGCAGAACUUCAAUUGUCAGUUUUCUUUCUAACCGGACAUACAUUUAGUACCGUGCUUUAACAGACAGUUUGACAGCACACUUUUGAUGACUAGAGCACAAGGCAAUUUAUUCCACAGCUUUCCCACAGCCUGGACUUAGAGGAUCAAAUGCAGUAACUCAUUUCUUUUCUUUGCAACAUAUAAGAUGUGUUACAACAAAGGAGUCUGCUGUAGCCAUUCCAUAUGCUGGUAAUAACCAGUACUUCCUACCAUCCAGGUGGACUACCAGCUAGCAUUUACUUUCAGAAUAU